AUGCCCCCAGCCCGGACUGCGCGGGGACAGUUGGUCUCGAACGAGAACGAUGAGAAUGCCGGGUCAACACGUAUGACUAGGACCAAGGCCAAAGCCGCCGCCCUCAAUGUUGACGAGCUUGCACUUCCCACGAAGCAGUUGCAAACAAAGAAGGGGGUUGCUGGCAAACCCGCGCCUACGACGAGGACAACGCGUAAUGCUCUUGGAGAUGUGAGCAAUGUCACCAAGGUCGAUGCUGGAAGGAAAGCAGUUGGAGGAAAAUCCGGCGCAGUCGCGAAGGCUGCUGCCCCAGCCGGGGUACAGAAGAGCAGUGCCCGUACGGCGCCGACGCGAAGUGCACUCGGUAGCAAGCCAGCCAACGUUACAAACGGCAACGCCGAGAAGCAGUCGGGUAGGGGCACACUCUCCAAGAGGAAAGCACCAGCCCAGGCCGCUCCAAACAAUGUCAAGGAGGAGUCCACACUGGAGGGAGAGCCGGCUCGCAAGCAAGCGCGUGUCGCCGCUCCUGCUGCCGUUGAGACGAAGCGAGCAGCUCUGGUGAAGGAACCCAAGUGCGUCGAGCCCGAACUGAAGCCAACCAGAGAGUUCAUCCGCGACCCGCGUCUUCUUGCAGGCGAAGUGCCUCCCGGCGUUGUGGAUCUUUCCAUGGACGAUUAUGACGAUCCUCUGAUGGUAGCCGAGUACGCCGACGAGAUAUUCAGUUAUAUGUUGAAUCUCGAGCUCAGCUCCAUGCCCAAUCCCAACUACAUGGACCACCAGGAUGACGUUGAGUGGAAGACACGAGGCAUCCUCAUCGAUUGGCUGAUUGAGGUGCACACCCGGUUCCACCUCGUGCCGGAAACACUGUUCCUCGCUGUCAACAUUGUCGACCGCUUCCUCUCGGAGAAGGUCGUGCAGCUAGACCGCCUGCAGCUUGUUGGAAUCACUGCCAUGUUCAUCGCUUCCAAGUACGAGGAAGUCAUGUCACCCCACGUUACCAACUUCCGCCACGUUACCGACGACGGCUUUAGCGAGAGCGAGAUCCUCAGCGCCGAGCGCUUCAUCCUUUCGACCCUCAACUACGACCUCAGCUACCCCAACCCCAUGAACUUCCUUCGUCGGGUAUCCAAAGCAGACAACUAUGACACUCCGUGCAGAACCAUUGGCAAGUAUCUCAUGGAAAUCAGCCUUCUCGAUCAUCGCUUCUUGCAGUACCGCCCAAGUCUUGUUGCUGCGUCCGCCAUGGCUCUCUCCCGUAUUAUUCUUGACCGCGGUGAAUGGGACAAGACUAUCUCGUACUACUCGGGUUACAACGAGGAUGACGUUGAGCCCGUUGUUAACCUCAUGGUUGAUUACCUCUCUCGCCCCGUUAUUCACGAGGCAUUCUUCAAAAAAUAUGCCAGCAAGAAGUUCUUUAAGGCAUCCAUCCUGGCACGCAACUGGGUCGAGGAGAAUGGUUAUCUCUUUGGUAUCGACCAAACCGACGUAGCUAUCGACCAGCUGUAG
Molecule: messenger RNA, 1485 nt
Organism: Pyricularia pennisetigena
Lineage: Eukaryota; Fungi; Ascomycota; Sordariomycetes; Magnaporthales; Pyriculariaceae
Exons: 4
Coding region: 1-1485 (494 amino acids)
Biological process (GO): G2/M transition of mitotic cell cycle; regulation of cyclin-dependent protein serine/threonine kinase activity
Cellular component (GO): centrosome; cyclin-dependent protein kinase holoenzyme complex; cytoplasm
Molecular function (GO): cyclin-dependent protein serine/threonine kinase regulator activity
Source: RefSeq, a predicted model, not a curated record